CUGUAGAAGCAGGGAGUAGGCUGAGUGUAAAGUUCUAUCUAAUUGUCUAUCUAUCUAUCUAGCCUCGCUAGCUCACUAGCUAGCUAGCUAGCUAUGGACAACUUCAGUCAAUAAGCACCACCAGAACAACAACAGUGUAUUACUGUAACUGGACUGUACAAACAACAUAGUGAGCAGCGACUGUCUCCUGGUGAGCUGAAGGAUCAUUGUUUUUGACAAGACUGAAAGGAUCUCAAGAUUUGAAGGAUCUCAUGACAAAUUAUAGCAACGGAGGUUUCUUCAACCAUGCCUACCAUGACAGCGAGACUUUGGAAAUUGAUAGAAGGUAUUCCGGUAGAGCUCACCACAGUAACCCCUAUGCCAGUGAAGAGCCAGUCUGGCAGGGUGAGAGGGCAGAUGCACAUUACUCAUCGCAUGGUCAGACCAGCAGUGAUGCUGUAGAGAGAGGGCCAUGGGGGGGCUGGCAGAAGGAGAGCCAGAGGGGGAGAGAGAGCGUCCCCCUGGGCCUCGUCUCAACUCGUCCCAGAAGUCCAUCAUGGCAGCAUGACCUCAAUCACAGUACGUUCCAAAUCCCCCCCGAUUCCCAGUAUAAUCAACGCAUUCAACUUCCUUCUUCAGUGUCAGGCAACAUGACCGUGAGAAGGAGGGGAAUCGCAAUGAGAAGAAUGAGCAUGUUUCCUAAUGCCAGUCCUGCCCAUCUCGCUCUCACGGAGGAUGCCAUCAGGAACGAAAUGGAGAGUGAGGAACAGAACCUUGUCAUGGAACUUGUUGCCCUGUCAAUGCGAGACCGAAUCCGGGCCAUCCGGGACCUUCCAAUGAGCUUUGAAGAGAAGAAACACAUAAGGAGCCAAGUACUGGCAUUCAAGUCUGCUAAGCAAUCCCGGCAGUUCAUACGCUUUACUGAUUGCUCUGAGAAUGUGUCACUGGCUCUCCGCAGGUGUGGCUACAGUAUCAGAUCAGCCCGGCAGACCCUGGAGCUGUGGCAAGGCAUCAUGAAGGAGAUAGGUGGAAAGUUUGGCACCAGUGUCCUCUCAUAUUUUAUGUUCCUCAAGUGGCUGCUCAUGUUCAACAUUUUCUCCUUCCUGGUCAACUUUGGCUUUAUCACCAUCCCGCAGCUUGUUUAUGACCCGUCGCCCAACAUACCUCUGAAUGUGAGCUUCAGAGGACUGGAGAUACUGACUGGAGUUGGUUACUUCAACUACACUGUCAUGUACUACGGUGCGUAUAGCAAUGGAACCCUAAUGGAUCUGGCGGAGUACGACAUCCAGUUGGCCUAUUUCUUCACCAUUGCGAUCUACAUGGUGCUGUGUGGAGCUGCACUUAUCUUCAGCAUGGCCAACUCUUUCAAGAAAAACUAUGUACUCGCAGACUCAGCUUCAAACAGCGCUUGGCAGCUCCUGUGCACCUGGGAUUUUAGUAUUACCAACGAGAGAGCAGUGAGACAGCGCAAAAACAAUCUACGAGUCCAACUAAAGGAGUCUUUAUCAGAGAAGGCCCAGAAGGAGCUGCUAACCCUCUCUGAAAAGCUGAAGCACUAUGGGAUUCAUCUGGGUUCCUGGCUCUUCUCCACUGGUAUGGCAGUUGGCUGUGGAGCUAGCAUCUAUUAUCUCUGCCAAUAUGAACAGAAGCAAACAACAGAUGCUGCCAACUGGUCUCCACUCCAAGAGGCAAAGACUCUCCUGGUCCCCUUUGUUGUGUCUCUGAUGAACCUGGUUGUCCCACUCUUCUAUUCCCUCUUCAAAAAGUUUGAACACUACUCCAGCCAGCGCAGACAGAUCUACGCUCUGGUAUUCAGAAAUGUGUUCCUCAAAAUGUCCAUUCUGGCUGUCUUGUGUUACUACUGGAUGAAUGUGGUGGCCGAGAAGUUUUCGUGUUGGGAGUCCAUGGUGGGACAAGCUUUGUACCGUUUGGUCAUUUUUGAUUUCUUUUUUCUGUUGCUGGGAUCUUUCUUUGGAGAGUUUCUUAGCAAUGUGAUUGGAACAAGAUUAUUACCAAGUCUAGGGGUUCCAGAGUUUGACAUAGCCAGAAAUGUCCUUGAGCUCAUCUAUGCACAGACUCUAGCCUGGAUUGGAAUCUACUUCUCUCCUCUGCUCCCUGCCAUCCAAAUUCUCAAGUUUUUCAUCCUGUUUUAUGUAAAGAAGGUCAGCUUGACCCAAAAUUGCCAACCUCCACGGCGAUCAGGUAGAGCAGCUCAGAUGCAAACCAUCUUCAUCGCCCUUCUCUUCUUCCCUUUCUUUGUGGGGGCUGUGUCCAUCGUUGCAUACACUGCCUGGAGCCUGACCCCUUCAGAGCAGUGUGGUCCUUUUCAGAACCUUAACAAUACCUUCAGUGCGGUUGGAGUCUGGAUAGAUGGGUUGGAGGGCACUCACUGGGCUGUCUGGAUCUACCAAAAUGUCAUCAGAAGUGAAAUCUUCUACUUUUUUAUCACACUUAUCAUCAUAAUCGUUAUAUACAUUUUCUGGCAAGUCACUCAGGGCCGCAAGCAGCUUAUUGAUCAACUGAGACAACAGAUUGUUAACGAGGGCAAAGACAAAUCCUUCUUGUUAGACAAGCUUCAGAACCUCCAGAAAUCUAAUAAAAACCCCAAACAGAGGAGUCAAAAAAAGCACACCAGCCAGCAUUCAAAUGACCAUCCCUCAAGCGGUCAGUCCAGCUCAAAUGCCAUGGUUCAGGCCUUACUUGCUCGGCAGAGGCUUGAAGAGGAGGAAGAAAAAGAGAGAGACAGCACUGAUGGAGUGCCUGUUCCUUCUGACAUGUCCACAUCCAAUGCACUGGUUCAGGCCAUGUUGGCCCGUCAGAGAGCUGUCGAAGAGGAUGAAGGUUUUUACCAGGUGCCUGAUAAACACUUGUCUACCUCCAGUGCCCUCACACAGGCCAUGCAAGCCAGACAGAGAGCAGAGGAGUACGGAGCCGAUGAUACAGAUGACCUGCCAUCAUCUGUGUCGAGUGUUAUGAUGCAAGUCAUGCAAGCCAGGCAGACAGCAGACAAUCCUCCACAGAACCCGGCCCCUGCAGGCUCCAGCGCUCUCAUACAGGCCAUGUUGGCUCGGCAGCAGGCCCAGAAUGAGUAUGAUGAUGGUUACUGAACUUUAUGGUGGGAAAGGGAACAGAACUGAAAAGAAUAAGAGAAUGGAUUUCUGGACUGAAAUCACACCUCCAACCUAAAAUCUACUGUCACAGUUAGUAGCAGGUACAACACCAGAAAUUGGGUGAUUUUUUUUUUUUUUUUUUUUUCAAAUUACAAUACUUUCAGUCCUGCUGUACAUGCACAAGAACAAAGUACUAAAACAGCUACUGUAGUAGGGAUAGGAGAGAGUGCAGGUCCACCUCUUUGUGUACCUUUUAAAUGAAUAUAUUUUAUAAUGUUUCUAUGACAGUCUUUUAAAAGCAGUAUAGCAUACUGUAUAUAUGCUAGGCCUAAUCUUGUGCCAUUUAUAAUGUAAAUUGUGUAGCAUGAGCAUAAAUUGUUAAUACUGUAUACAGUACAUUCUCCAUGAAAUGUGGAUGAACACCAGACAUAAAUAAAUAAAAAUAUAAUAAAUAUGAACAAAUAAAUUAUCUCUGU
Molecule: messenger RNA, 3565 nt
Organism: Scatophagus argus
Lineage: Eukaryota; Metazoa; Chordata; Actinopteri; Scatophagidae
Gene: tmc5
Product: transmembrane channel like 5
Exons: 21
Coding region: 252-3086 (944 amino acids)
Cellular component (GO): plasma membrane
Molecular function (GO): mechanosensitive monoatomic ion channel activity
Source: RefSeq, a predicted model, not a curated record